Messenger RNA from Coregonus clupeaformis (lake whitefish), 3426 nucleotides. RefSeq names its product G-protein coupled receptor 61-like. Gene Ontology annotation, cellular component: signaling receptor complex; endosome; plasma membrane. Gene Ontology annotation, biological process: G protein-coupled receptor signaling pathway. Bases 109 to 1506 code for a protein of 465 amino acids. The record is from RefSeq and is a predicted model, not a curated record. Gene Ontology annotation, molecular function: G protein-coupled receptor activity. The transcript has a single exon. Lineage: Eukaryota; Metazoa; Chordata; Actinopteri; Salmoniformes; Salmonidae.
GACCUCCUCCCAGACUGGGCCUCUGGUUCCUGGCCCCGCCCUUUGGCUGUGAAGGAUGGGUGAUGGGCCUGUGAUUGAUACCCCCUGCCUGCCUUGUCCCGCCAUUCGAUGGAGCCAUUGUGGAACUCCUCCCUCCCCUUCCCACAGCCCAUGCCCAACACCUCGUCCUCUGAGUCACCCGAGGGCGGGGCUCUGUCCCAGUCAAUAGCGCUACUCGCCAUGCUGCUCAUGGACCUGCUGGCCGUGGUGGGCAACGGGGCCAUAAUGGCUGUCAUCGCCAAGGCCCCACAGCUACGUAAGUUUGCCUUUGUCUUCCAUCUGUGCCUGGUGGACCUGCUGGCAGCCCUGGUGCUGAUGCCCCUAGGCAUGCUCUCAGGCCGGGCCUUCUUUGGCGAGGCCCUGUGUCGGAGCUACCUCUUCCUCAGCGUGUGCCUGGUCAGCGCUGCUAUCCUCUCCAUUUCGGCCAUCAACGUGGAGCGCUACUACUACAUCAUCCACCCCAUGCGCUAUGAGGUGAAGAUGACCCUGGGCCUGGUGGCCUCAGUGCUGGUGGGGAUAUGGGUCAAAGCUUUGUCCAUGUCCGUCCUGCCGCUGCUGGCCUGGGCCUUACAGGGCGAAAGGACUCCUCUUCUGGAGGGUACUGGAGUUGGGGGAGGGGGUGGGAGUGUACCCUCACCCCCUGCUCAGGGUCACAGGCGCUGCUCCUUGCAUUGGACGGGGGGCGGGUCGAACCGCGUUGCCUUCAUGGUCCUGUUCACGCUGGUGUACUUCCUGUGCCCACUGCUGGUCAUCUUGGUAGUGUACUGCAGCAUGUUCAAGGUGGCGCGGGUGGCGGCCAUGCACCACGGGCCCCUGCCAACCUGGAUGGACACGCCCCGCCGCCGUCGCUCUGAGUCGCUCAGCAGCCGCUCCACCAUGGUGACCAGCUCAGGGACAGGCACGGGGACAGGGGCGGGGCGCGACACUCCUCACCGCGCCUUCGGAGGGGGCAAGGCGGCAGCAGUGUUAGCAGCAGUGGGAGGACAGUUUCUGUGCUGCUGGCUGCCCUACUUCUCCUUUCACCUGUACUCAGCUCUGGCCUCUAGCCCUCCAGCCACGCUGGCCCCCCUGGAGGAGGUGGUCACCUGGAUUGGCUAUUUCUGCUUCACCUCCAACCCCUUCUUCUACGGCUGUCUGAACCGGCAGAUCCGCGAGGAGCUGGGCAAGCAUGUGCCUUGCCUGUUCCGCCGGGCAAGGGGAGAGGAGGACCGACUGCCCAGCCGUGAGGGAUCCAUAGAGGAGAAUUUCCUGCAGUUCCUCCAGGGCACUGGCUGCAACCGGGAUCCCCAGGACUCCCACAGCACCUCCAGCCCCAAGGGAGAGGCCUGCCGGACCCUGGCCCAGCCGCCUCAGUCCCCACAGCCCAUACCCAUUGACUUCCGCAUCCCAGGACAGAUUGCAGAGGAGACCUCAGAGCUCCUUGAGCAUCACCAGAUUAAAAACAACCAUAUCAUAUCGGACAGUUAGGUUAUGUAUUUAUUUUAUGUAAAAACCAACACAAAAAGUAACCAGGAUAAAAAUUACCACAGUAACAUAAUCACACUCUGGUAUAUGUCACAGAGUAUUAAGAUACAAUGUUUUGAUCUGUUCUCUUUUAACAUUUUAUUCUUAACAAUAAAAAGCUGUGCAAUGGGAAAUUUAGAUUUUUUUCUAAAGUCCAUAUUGUCCUGAAUCGCAUUUUGCAGCUUCACUUUCUAUUCUGUAAAGGCUGCAAUGCUAUGGAAUUGAUCUUCUUUGUGUAAUGUUCCUAUUGGAGUAUACAACAACUAAUUGAUUGUGGGUCGUGGCAUUUCUGGGGAGAAAGACAAAUGGCACAACUGCAGCUGCAGAGAAUCUGACAGGUUAAUAUUGCCAGUGAUGCCGAUAUUGGUGUUGUUUGUUAGGGAAUUCGUUUUAGAGAUGUAAUUCUUUACUUUUUUUACUUCACAAUGCAUUGAUAGGGUCAGUAUGUUAUUAAUACAGAUGUAUUAUAUCUUCUGAGAUUUUCCUUUUGGAUUUCAAACCAAACAAGCCCUUGAGCAAAGAGGCUGUUAGAGUCUGUCAGCUGUCUUUCCUUCGAUAAGCCUACCUUAAACUAUAUCAGGUUUUAUGACUUUCAGAAGACAUCCACAAAUAAUAUAUCAUUGAGCCAAACACAUCUGAUAUUUGAUACUGUUAGAUCAUUUACUUUUGAGGAAUUGAUGUAUGACUGAGCUUAUUUACGUAAGCUGCAGAAUAAAGAAACCAAUAUUGGAGUGCAGGAAGUCGUGCCUGAAAAUAUUUACAUAUUCCUGACCCCUUUACCUCUGUAAAAUAUCAUUAAACGGAUGUAUAGUAGACAGUGAGUGAAUGGUCACUAUAUCCCUACGAUAAAGAUACUGUAAGUUGUGACUUUUAGAGAUGAUGAAAGAGCUACAGUACUGUAAUUGUGCCCUGGUUGUGAGGUUGAGGCACGUAGGCAGUAAGAAGUACCAUGGGGCAGCCACCUGUUGUUGAUGGGUAAACCUCUGGGCAGAUGCCCCCCUCUCUCUGGUGCUUUUCCUGAACACAUCAUCUGUGUUUUCCCAUAAGCAGGCCAGGUUUAUUGUGACCACAGUUAGGAUGUAGGCAAUCUUUUCCUUACUCAUCCUGAACUACUUCUGGUCUGUUAGAAAAGUACAUUUAUUUAUCAUCUAUCUACCGUUUAGAUAGUAGUUGACAUGGGCAGGUGUUCAAUACGUUGGCAGAUGUUCAGUUAAGGCAGGAGUAUUUUUGUUAAUUGAUGCGCUACAUUACAUUUCUAUACAAUUAGAUUUUUAUAGUUGUUGUUUUACAAAUGUAGCUGUAUUUUAUGUUUGAUAAAACCUGAUAGUGAGUUCAACUCUACAACUUUUAAACAUUUUAUUGUUGAUUAUUAUUAGGUAUUAUUGAUUACUGUAUAUUUUGUGAUUAAUUAACAAAAUACAAUGGUGUAUUCAAAUGGUAUACAGUAACUGUCUUUUCAAUGUGUGUUGAUUAGCUGUGGCGCAACAGGUUGGAGAAUAUAAUAAACCAAUUAUAUUUUACAGUGCAGCUCCUCAGGGUUCUCUACCUCAGAUACAAUAUUGACUUCAUUUGCAGGUCAGCACACAAUGUACACAUAGAAAAGAUAUGGUGUAAGUCAUGCCACAUAUUUUUUACUAUAUGCUCCCUGGGUUGCUUUCCUUCUUCAGCUGGACAAGGACAGACUGACAAAAGCUGUCCUCAUGUGGCUUUGUCUGAGAGACUUGAUACAACGCCUGCUUCACGUCUACUCUCUGUGGUGUCACAUUGUGAGGGGAUUUAGAAUUGUUUGAGCUGUCCAGAACAGUACUGGCCAAUUUGAGGUAUCAGCCUUGUUAAAACAUAUAUGGAUUGUGCAAGAGUACAAAAGUAAAGUUAUUUAUUUCC